Messenger RNA from Botrytis sinoallii, 690 nucleotides. RefSeq lists its product as uncharacterized. Lineage: Eukaryota; Fungi; Ascomycota; Leotiomycetes; Helotiales; Sclerotiniaceae. The record is from RefSeq and is a predicted model, not a curated record. Gene Ontology annotation, molecular function: hydrolase activity. The transcript has 3 exons. The coding region runs from base 1 to 690 and encodes 229 amino acids.
AUGUUGACCCCUUUUGCCUCGUCGCUUAUGCUGCUCCUGCCAGCUCUGGCAACCGCUCGCGUGGCACAUCAAUCUCGAGCUCUUGUCAAUAGCACUGUGUGUGCUCCAGUCCAUUUGAUUAUCGCCCGUGGAACGACUGAGAGCUACCCUGGGACUCUCGAGAGCUUGGCCGGGUUGAUUACCGAUGCCAAUCCAGGCACUGAUUACGAAAGUGUUAUCUAUCCUGCUACGGACGAGACUUCCACAAACAGCUAUGCUGAAGGGCUUGUAGCUGCUCAGGACCAGUUUACUGCUUAUGCAGAGUCAUGUGAAGAUUCGAAAAUUAUCUUCCUAGCCUACUCUCAAGGUGCUAUGGUUGUUGGAGACAUGCUAGCUGGUGGAGGCGGAGAUGAGAUUCUCGGUGCUGGAAAUGGAUCACUCCCCAUUAACUCGAGAGUUGGGGACCGCAUGACAGCUUUAGUCCUUUAUGGUGAUCCAAGACACAUCCCCAACGAGAGCUUUGAUGUCGGGAACAACAAUGUAACUGGCAUUUCGGUCUUCGAAAACCAAUAUGCUUCAAAGAUUGCAGACUACUGCAAUGUUGACGAUCCAGUAUGUGCUAGCGGUACUAAUCUUACAGCUCAUCUUGUAUAUCCUCAAAAUUGGGAUAUCACCGCUGCUGCUUGGGUUCAGACUAUGUUAAAAGGAUAA